Blepharisma stoltei is the source of this 2413-nucleotide messenger RNA. Lineage: Eukaryota; Ciliophora; Heterotrichea; Heterotrichida; Blepharismidae. The record is from the annotation of a GenBank genome assembly.
AUGGUAUUUAAGCAUAUGAAAGAUGCCAAGAUUAAUUAUAUGAUAAUUCUACUGUUUUUAUGUCUCAGCAACUGCCAAGAGAUCAAUGAUCUUGCGCUAGGAUCAAGCGAAUCAAUUUUUCAAGAAUCAACUUGAAAAUAUUUUAAAUUUACUGGCGAUUUUACCAACUCAGACUAUACUGAUACCUUUGAAUUAUUUUCAUAAUUUUUUUUUUAUUUUUAUUAAAUCUCAAUCAUCUAUAUCAGAAUAUAUAUCAAUAGAGCUUCACCUACAGUCAUCAGCUGAAAUCAUUUUUUGUGCCAAAAUAGGAAGCAUCCCUACUGCUACAUCAAGCCAUGUCAAUGCACAUUAUUUUGAUUACGAUGGGUGAUAUUUAAGUACAAAAAAUCAGAAUUUAAUUAUCCCAACGAUACACAAUAUUUAAAAUGGCAGCUAGGGAUGUACUGAUCCACCAGGCUAGACCCAUAACUGAGCUUAUUGAGAGAAGUCAUAACUUCUUGAGAGUCUCGGCUUGAAGAGAAGUGGUCUGUGCUGAGGCUGGCACCGACUAGAGAAGUCUAAAAAGGGCUUAAUAAAUUAACAGUUCGAAGUUUAGGCUUAUUCACCUACCGUGGUUCAGAUCUGUUAUUGUAACUGAACCUCAAGCAAAGAAGACUUAGAAGGCACUGAAUUCACAAGAUAAAUUCAUUAAGCUUAAAUUUAAGCUUAAUCCCAACGAUAGAAAUUGACGAUGAUCUUUUCAUCGGAAUUUUUUCAAAUAAAACAAAUGGGAUUCAUUAUGAAUUAAAUUCAUUUUCCUCAUCCACUCAGCCUUGCUAUAAUGGAUGCUCGGCUUAUGGGCAUUGCAGUGAUGGAGUCUGCUUAUGUGUUUCAGGUUAUGUAGGAAGAGAUUGUAUUUUUUCAGCUACAGAUCUGUCUAUUAUUGAAGACAAUAGAAUCAUUAUAAAUGCAAAUGAUGUUGGGUAUGCAGCAUUAACAUUAUCUGAAUUUAAUAUAUAUUUGAAAAAAAAAUAUGCAUAAUAAUGAUUGCUGGAUAGUAAUAUAUUUCAUUAGAAAAUAGAUAAUAUAUAGCUAAAAUAACAGGAUAUUUAUUCAUUUAACUCCCCCCCCCCCUCCGUGAGCGAACAAAACCAUUAGAAAAAUCGCCAUUUUUUGACCAAAAACCCACCCUCCGUGAGUGAACAAAAAAUUUUUUUAAUAGAAAAAAUUUUGAUAUAUAAGUGAUAAUUAGUAUAAUGAAAUCUAGAGCUAAUUCUGUUUAAUUUUAAACAAAUUGCGUUUUAAAACAUAAAUUUUGCAAAUUAAAUUAAUAUUUGCUUCCCAAUUUUUGCAAAUUAGGAUUUUUUUAAAUUUCGAAAAAAUAUAUUUUUUAUAAAAUUUAUAUAUAAAUUUUUUUUUAAAAAAAAAAAAAUUAACCCCCCUCCGUGAGUGAACAAAAUUUUUUUGUUCGCUCACGGAGGGGGGGGGGAGUAAGAAUAAAAAAUUAUACAUGAGUAUUUUAAGCAGCGCUUACAUCUUUUUAUAUGCAAAGCCAAAAACGACUAAUGAUGACAGUGCUUUGCCAAGUCCUUAUGAAAAUAGAAAAAGCAAAAAAGGUUUGCAAUUUGAUUUUGUAAUCAGCCAAGGCCACUAUAAUACUUGGUAUUUUGCUAUUUAUAAUCCAUGUGAUAGUGCAGUUACGAUAAAAUGAAGUAUACAUGCUUCAGAAGGUGGCAGCAGCAGUCAAUAUCUUCUUUAUAUUUUAAUAGUCAUUUCAGCAGGAAUUUUAGCAGGAUGGGUUAUUUUUGCAAUUUACAAAACACGACAAAUUAGCAAAAAAAAUGCUGCAAUAGGCCCUGAGCCUGCUAUAAGUAUUGAUUUUAUAAAUAAAAAUUUUCCCAAAGUAGCCUUUAAGGCUAAAAAGUGUGAAGAAGCUACAAGAAGCUGCUCUAUAUGCCUACAACUGUAUAAAAAACAAGAUAUGAUAAGAGAAUUAAGUUGUGCUCAUAUUUUUCAUGCAAAUUGUAUAGACACUUGGUUCCAAAGUAACACAGUUUGCUGUCUCUGUAAAAGGGACUACAAACAGAAUAUGACUAUGGAAAAUGAAGAAAGUCGAAUUGAAGAAGACCUAAAUCUUAUAGAAUAUAAAUUUUUUGGGCUAAAAUUAAAAAAAAUAAAUUUCAUAAAAUAAUAUAACAAGUUGCAGUGAAUAUAAUAUUUCUACUGGUUGCGAUUAUCAUGUAUUUAAAUAGUAAAUAAUACAAUGGUUACAUUUAAAAAUGCUUUUAUUGAUUUUAUUAUGUAUAAAUUUAAUAAUUCAAGAGUAAGUGCAAAUGCUACUCAAUGGAUCGUUGAAGAGCUUGAAGGGCCAGCUGUAACAACAGAGAUCCAUGAACUAACAACUUUUAGAAAUCAACAGAGAAGCGAUACAUAA